AUGGACUACAGCCAACUGCCUGAGGAUAUAGUAGAGCAGAUAGCAAGCCACCACUUGCACAUCUUUUCCCAGCUCAUCGCCUUCUCCCUCGUCUGCCGAUCAUGGAGAUCCGCCGCUCUUAGGAGGCGCCGUGACGCCCUACUAUGCCUUCCUGGCCUCCUCGUCUUAACCACAAAAUCAGCCGCCGCCGCCACCGCCACAGCCGAUCCUUCCGGAUUCCGAUCCGCUUCAUCUCUCCACUGGAGGCCACGCCCACAUGACUUCCUUCCGCUCACCAUGCUAAGCCAUCGUAAUAAUGAUCAACAACAAAUUAUGCUCCCCUCCGUCGCGCUCCCUCACUUCACAUCGCGAUCUUCCCACAUCGACCGUUUCGAGGGGAAAAUCAUCCAGCACAAACACUACGUGGCGUCAAAAGACGGGUGGCUCCUCUCAUCAUCCCCGCUUCCACCUUUUCGACGAUGA
This is a messenger RNA of Linum trigynum, 462 nucleotides long. The record is from the annotation of a GenBank genome assembly. NCBI's taxonomy places the organism in Eukaryota, Viridiplantae, Streptophyta, Magnoliopsida, Malpighiales, Linaceae.